UCAUCUACCUCCUUAGUAUACAUAGCCAUCCCAAAGAUCAUUAGUCCUCCAUUAAGUUCUCUCAAAACCCAUUACCAAAACUUCCUCUUUUUUUUUUCUUUUAAAUCUUUACAAUCAUAGAUACAAUUCAAAAUACAUAUAAUUAACAGCAUCAUCAACAAUGAUGGUGUUCUCAGAACCAGCAAUCGAACAGUUCUCAAGUUUCAUAAACUGCAGACCCACCACAUUGUUCCCUCAGAUUCCCAUCGUGGACUUGUCCAAACCUGAAUCCAAGCACCUCAUCAUUAAAGCCUGUGAGGAAUUUGGGUUUUUCAAGGUUAUCAACCAUGGAGUCCCGGUGGAGUUCAUUUCCAAGUUGGAAUCUGAAGCUGCCAGAUUCUUCUCCCUCCCACUUCCUGAAAAAGAGAAAGCAGGGCCUCCUAAGCCUUUUGGUUAUGGCAACAAAAGCAUUGGACAGAGUGGAGACGUUGGGUGGGUCGAAUAUCUCCUCCUCAAAACCAAUCAAGAAUCAGAUUCUCAAACCUUUGGGUCUGCUUUGAAUGAUUAUAUGUCUGCAGUGAAGAAAAUGGCAUGUGAGGUCCUUGAAAUAAUGGCUGAUGGAUUGAAGGUUCAACCAAGGAAUGUGUUGAGUAAGUUGUUGAUGGAUGAACAGAGUGACUCUGUUUUCAGGCUCAACCAUUACCCUCCUUGCCCUCAAGUUCAGCCUCUGAAUGGAAGCGAUGUGAUUGGGUUUGGUGAGCACACAGACCCACAAAUCAUUUCUGUGUUGAGAUCCAACAACACUUCUGGCCUCCAAAUCUCCCUUAGAGAUGGCAGCUGGGUAUCAGUUCCUCCUGACCAAAACUCUUUCUUCAUCAAUGUUGGUGACUCCUUACAGGUAAUGACUAAUGGAAGGUUCAAAAGUGUCAAGCAUAGGGUAUUGACCAACAGCUCCAAAUCCAGGCUUUCAAUGAUCUAUUUCUGUGGUCCUCCUUUGAGUGAGAAAAUAGCUCCAUUGCCUUCCCUCAUGAGAGGAGAAGAAAGCUUGUACAAGGAAUUUACAUGGUUUGAGUACAAAAAAUCUGCAUUCAAUUCAAAAUUGGCAGACAACAGGCUGAUGCAUUUUCAGAGAAUAGAAGCUUUAUGAUGAUGAUUUUGGGGGUGUAUAAAGGACUUUAAUCCUGAAAUACUAUUAAAAAGUAGGAAUAAUUUUUCCCACUGAUGGAAAAUUAUAAAAAAUACUGUUUGAGGUUUUCUCUUCUUUGACUUUCUGUUUUUCUUCUCCUCCAUUCCUUGUACCUACCACCAUCUCGAUGUCUUUGUUAAUUAUACAAGAAGAAAGUUGGCAUGAGCGGACAUGAACAUUCAUGUCUGCAUGAGUCAGCUUUUUGUAAGUCCAAACAGCUUUUUCCAUGUUUAUCUUCUUGGUCUACUAAACUCUCCCAUCUGUA
Messenger RNA from Rubroshorea leprosula, 1430 nucleotides. Lineage: Eukaryota; Viridiplantae; Streptophyta; Magnoliopsida; Malvales; Dipterocarpaceae. The record is from the annotation of a GenBank genome assembly.